Molecule: messenger RNA, 1311 nt
Organism: Spinacia oleracea (spinach)
Lineage: Eukaryota; Viridiplantae; Streptophyta; Magnoliopsida; Caryophyllales; Amaranthaceae
Product: mannose/glucose-specific lectin
Exons: 6
Coding region: 139-1056 (305 amino acids)
Source: RefSeq, a predicted model, not a curated record
CCCCCGACCCUCUACUCUAUAUAUACAUCUAUCUGUUAUCUUCAUCAUCCUCAUUGCAACCAAACAUUAUCUUGCAUUUUAUACUAGCUCAAAAAAACACUUCGUGUUAGUAACAAGCUUCGUCGCACCAACAAGGAAAUGGCAAACCAACUAACAAACUGGUCCUUUGAGCUUGAAGACGGUGAGAAGAUCACGAAAGUUAUGAUAAGGCAUGGAUUCAUUGUUGACGGAAUUGGGUUUGAAACAGUAAAAAACAGUAAUUCCGGCGUUAAGUGGUUUUCAGGCCCCGGGGGAUCACUUUCUGAGAUUCCGUUGAGUUCCGGCGAAUUUAUAACCUAUAUAAGCGGGUCGUACGGGAUGUACUAUCGGGAGACAUGCAUCACCACAAUGAAGAUUCAUACCAAUUUACGCCCAGAUGGAUACGGCCCAUAUGGUCGGGCCCAGGGGGCCGAAGGUGUAACGGAUUUCAUAAGUCCACUUCCGUUGAACAGUUCCAUUGUUGGGUUUUUCGGAUCCUAUGGAGUAUAUCUAGCUUCAAUUGGAAUUAAUGCAGAGCGCACGAUGAUUACCCCAUACGGGCCAUACGGCAACAGUGAAAGUUCACCAAACUGGUCCAUUGAGCUUAAUGAAGGUCAGCGGUUUAGCAAAGUAAGGAUCAGUCAUGGAUACAUUGUUGAUGGAAUUGGAUUCGACAUAACAGACCAAUCUGGAAAAACUACCCCUACACAAUUGUUUGGUGGCAGUGGCGGAUCACCGUCCGAGAUUGAUUUGGGUGUCAAUGAGACCAUAACACAAAUAAGCGGAUCGUACGGGAAGUACUUUGGAAAGGACGUGGCAAUAACUAUGAUAAAGAUCCAUACCAAUAAACGUCCAGAUGGAUAUGGACCAUAUGGGCGUGCACAGGAGGCCACAGAUGUUAAGCCUUUUUCAACUCCCCUGCCGUUGAAAGGUGUUAUUUUUAGCUUUCAGGGACACUAUGGACAAUAUCUCAAUUCAAUUGGAAUUUCUGACAAGUACAAGACGGUGGAGAAGUAUGGGCCGUAUGGACGUGCUUAAUGCUGUUGACGCAUUAUAUUACAUCUAUGAAUAUUGUCUGUAUGCUGCUAUGUGACGAUAAUAUGUAAAGAGUCAUCUUUUAAUUUUUUGUUUUGUGUUUUUUUUCAAUAAGCCACAUAUGCUAGAAGUGGCCCUCGUGUUUGGGUUGCUCUUGGCAUUUUUUUUCUCUAUUUUUUAUUUCAGUCAGUGUUGUGUUGUUCUUUAUUUUCAUUUCUUUUGACUCUUAAUAAAUACGGACUAUUCCUGUCUUCUAAA